CUUAAAUAUUGAUAGGUCAUUCUUUUUUUCGUUUUAAUUGUCAACGUCAAAAAAAAUAAUCUCGCAAUUUUUAUCAUCCAGUUCAAGAUAUUGUCAUUCAGCGCGACCAUGGCUGUCACCAUUCAUCAUCCUCAGUGAUUAUUACCUAAAACAAAAAAAAUUAUCAAUCAGUGAAUAAAGUUGAAGGCAAACAUCGGUGAAAAAUUAAUAGUGAUGGUAUAGAAAAAAAUCAUCAAUCUUGCUGAGCGUAAUAGCGAAAAAAGUAACAAUAAAGCGUAACAGAGUAUACCGAUAGUGAUAAUAACAUUAAAGUCAGUGGUGCCAAGGCCGUGGAAAACGAUUUCCCUCGUGGUUAUACAUAUCGAUUUCAGUAUUAAUAAUCUAAUCGAGGAAACAAAACCGCAGACAAUUAUUAUUAUUGUUAUAAACGUAACUACGUAUUUUUUUACUCUGCUUUUAAAUACCAUUGAUCGAUUGCGAUGAAUACCCGGGACGAGGACGAGGACUUGGACGAUGAGAACGACGUAGUGAGUAGGGAGGACAACGUCCUACAAAUGCAGCUCGUAGUGGCAAAAAAAGCUCUCCUACCACUUCCUCCUCCACUUAGUGAUCUUGCCGGGUGCAGUCCGAGUUACCUCACAUGCAAGUCACCGGCAGCGACUUUCACGUUUCCGGAUACUCCUAAUCUGAUGGCUGACAGCAUCACGCACCAAGACGAAACUCUGGAUAAUCACAGCCGCAGACCAAGUAACAGCUCGUUGACGGCACAAUUAGGUGGACCAAGUCCGUCUAAAUCCCAGCUGAGUGAUCUUGUUCGUUCGAUCGGCACCCCGGAAGUUUCUUUAGUCGGUACCCCAGCAAACUCACCGGUAUUUCGAAGACAAUCUUCAAUAAGUGAAAGUAUCAUCAAGCAUUUGAGGAAUAUCGCGAUGUCGGGAGACAGUGCAGUUAUUACAGAUGAAGGUGAUGGAGAGAAGUGCGCUUUCAGAGGCCGGAAUAUGUUUUACAGAUCCGGGAAAAAUGAUGACAGUAGGAUUAAUGUUGAUAUCAGAGAUAGUACGAGUCCGAAGAAUAAAAAAGCCUCUGCUGCUUCUGUCUAUCCGAGGUCUUCUGAUCUUACUGUUCGUGAUGCUUUUGGACCAAAAUUGACUCCAGCAAUGUCUGAAGUUAAUUCAUUAGCUGUGACGCCGACCCUUGGGGAUGGUCCAUUUGAUGACGAGCAAGCUGCUAAAAACAUGAAUCAACAAAACGGAGCUGCUGGAGGUUCUCAUGACAUUGAACCUGAUCCUGAAACACUUUUUUUUCGGGAUGGUAGGAGGCGUAUUGACAUGGUAUUAGUUUAUCAAGAAGAAACCGAAGGUGUGAUUACAGAAAUAGAAGCAAGGAAGCGAGAACAACGACGUGUUUUCCAAGAAAAUUUACUCAAAGAAGGCUUACAGAUGGAAUUGGAACCAAAAGAGAAUUCAUUUGACGGAAAAACAUUUUUCCUAAAACUUCACAUUCCCUGGAAAAUAAAAAUUCAGUACGCUGAAGUCAUGAAUCUUAAACUUAUUACCAAAAGAUUGAUUACUAUUUCAGUAAAGGCAUGGGGCGAUGACGGUAUAAAAAGCAAAAAAAAAUUUUGGGAGAAGCUAAAUAUGGGAAGCUGUUUGAAUUUAUUGAAAAAAAUUCAUUCGUGGGACACUAAAUUAUAUCCAGAAGAGCCAAGCUUUUAUGCUGGUCAAGACGCCGAUGGUCAUGAAGAAAGAUUUCUAGUGAAAGAUCGAGAGUCAUCAUACACGCCAGCUCAGAGAUCGUUGAUCGUGAUGCAAAUUCUAUCACGGACGCGGUACGAUGAUGUACACGAAAAAGCAGGGAUAAAAAGGAUUAUUGCUGAUGGAACUUAUCUCGACUGCUUCAGUUUACAUGAAGGACCUUACGAUCGCCCUGGGCCUGAUGGUGUACCUCUAGAUCGUCAUCUUCUCUAUCUCAUCUGGGCUAGACCCUCUCAAUGGUAUAAGAAGCAACCUUUGUGGCUGAUUCGACGAUAUUUUGGCGAAAAAGUAGCGUUGUACUUUGCCUGGUUGGGUUUUUACACACGUGCUCUCUACCCACCGGCAAUCGUUGGAUUGCUUUGUUUUAUUUAUGGACUUGGGAGUAUGGGUGGACCUGACAAUGUACCUAGUCAUGAAAUCUGUGAUCCCAAUAUAGCUGGGAAUAUAACAUUAUGCCCGUUAUGUGAUAAAGCUUGUUCAUUCCGGGCAUUAGGUGAUUCCUGUAAAUUUUCAAGACUUUCAUAUCUGUUCGAUAAUCCUUCUACUGUUUUCUUCGCAAUAUUUAUGUCGUUUUGGGCAACAAGUUUUCUUGAGUUUUGGAAACGUCGGCAAGCAGUUAUUGUUUGGGAAUGGGACCUCCAAAAUGCAGACGGUGAUGAAGAUCCAAGACCUGAAUUCGAAACUACUGUUAAAACAUUCAGGAUAAAUCCAGUUACGCGAGAACGUGAACCUUAUAUGCCUCUUUGGUCACGAGUCUGGAGAAAUAUGGUCACUGGAUCGCUUGUAUUUUUUAUGAUUUGCGUAGUUCUUGGUGCUGUUCUCGGAACAAUUAUUUACCGAGUAUCAUUAAUUGCAGUAUUUUACGGCGGCGGUGGAUCAUUUAUCAGAAGACAUGUCAAAAUUUUCACAUCGACAAGUGCUGCUCUUCUUAACUUGAUAAUAAUUAUGCUUUUAACGCGAGUGUAUCAACGAUUAGCCAAAUGGAUGGUUAAUAUGGAGAAUCCAAGAACUCAAACUGAAUAUGAAGACAGUUUUACUUUUAAGAUAUUUAUUUUUGAAUUUGUUAACUUUUAUUCAUCACUUAUUUACAUUGCUUUUUUUAAGGGAAGAUUUUACGCUCACCCUGGUGAUACAGAUGCACGUUCUUCGGAGUUUUACCGCAUUAAAACCGAUGUGUGUGAUCCAGCUGGUUGUCUUUCUGAACUAUGUAUACAAUUGGCGAUUAUAAUGGUCGGAAAACAAUUAUUCAAUAAUUUCCAAGAAAUAUUAACACCUAAACUAGUGAAUUGGUGGCGUAAAAGAACUCACCGCGCUAGAACAAAAGAUCAUGAUAGACAUUAUACUUCUUGGGAACAAGAUUAUCAGCUUCAGGAUCCUGGUAAACUAGCACUGUUUGAUGAAUAUCUCGAGAUGAUUAUUCAAUAUGGCUUUGUAACACUUUUCGUUGCGGCUUUUCCUUUGGCACCAUUAUUUGCUUUACUAAAUAAUAUUGGUGAAAUAAGAUUAGAUGCUUACAAAAUGGUUAAAGAAGCUCGAAGACCACUAGCUGAAAGAGUUGAAGAUAUAGGGGCUUGGUAUGGAAUUCUCAAAGGAUUAACAUACGCAGCAGUUGUCUCAAAUGCAUUCGUUAUUGCUUACACUUCAGACUUUAUUCCAAGAUGUGUUUAUGCAUUUGUUUAUUCACCGACAAAUGAUCUUGUUGGUUACAUUGAUAGCUCAUUAUCUGAGUUUAAUACGUCUGAUUACCGUGAAGACAUGAUUAGUCCUUCAGAAACACCGACACCCGCAACAUGUCAGUACCGGGGUUACAGAAAUGGUCCAGAUCAUAAGGCAGAUCCAUAUGGCCUUAGUCCGCAAUAUUGGCACGUAUUUGCAGCACGACUGGCAUUCGUUGUUGUCUUCGAGCAUUUUGUGUUUUCAUUGACGGGUAUCAUGAGCUACAUUAUACCAGAGACCCCAAGCGCUAUUACUACUCAGUUGUCCCGUGAAAGAUUGCUGGCCCAAGAAGCUAAAUAUGAAAAAGGUGUUAAAGGCAAAGAAGAAGAAGAUGAUUUGAUAAAUGUACUGAGAGACGCAGGAGCAGUUGGCCGGCAUGGUGGUGUUAAGUACGGCAGUUGGACCCGAAGGUUCAGUAAGCUCAGUGAUAAUUUAGAUGCUCAUAUAAAUGAACCUAAUUUUAAUAACAAUAAUGAUAGUAACAAUAAGCACAAGAGAAUGAGUGAAGCUUCAAGUACUUGGGAGAUGUCAUAAUUUAUAAUAAAGAUAAUUUUUUUUGACUAAAUAAUUGACUUUCCGCAUGACGAAGAGUGUAUUUAUUAAACUUAACUUUUCUUCUCUCUUUUUCUGUGCUGCCAAAGUUAUUAUUAUUACUUUUAAUUGUUUUUAUAUUUGAAGACUGUAAUGCAAGAGAUUACGAAUUUAAUACUAGUCAUAGCAAUUGAUUAUAAAUAUUGGGGUGCCUUGUGGAAAAAUAUUCCCUUUCUUCACUAAAUUCAAUCAUCCUUAUGAGUAUGUAUAUUGUAUAGUAAGGAAGUUGCUUCCUAAUUGUAUUUAAUUUAAUCUAAAUAUUUAAUAUUUAUUCAUUUAUUAACAUAAACUGCGUGUAUAAAUUGUAAAUUGUGUAAUA
Molecule: messenger RNA, 4380 nt
Organism: Cotesia glomerata
Lineage: Eukaryota; Metazoa; Arthropoda; Insecta; Hymenoptera; Braconidae
Product: anoctamin-4
Exons: 13
Coding region: 480-4004 (1174 amino acids)
Biological process (GO): chloride transmembrane transport
Cellular component (GO): plasma membrane
Molecular function (GO): chloride channel activity; protein dimerization activity
Source: RefSeq, a predicted model, not a curated record